This is a messenger RNA of Chlamydomonas reinhardtii, 2967 nucleotides long. RefSeq lists its product as uncharacterized. The transcript is spliced from 9 exons. Lineage: Eukaryota; Viridiplantae; Chlorophyta; Chlorophyceae; Chlamydomonadales; Chlamydomonadaceae. The coding region runs from base 445 to 2658 and encodes 737 amino acids. The record is from RefSeq and is a predicted model, not a curated record.
GAGUUCUUUGGGUGUUGCAUAAGUCAUCGGACGAAAGCAGCCUGCAAAGGUUCAGGACUUCCUGAAUGGCAGUUGGGGGCCGUGGACGGCGAGUCGGCGACCAAGCGCAAGGGGGACUGGCACGGGGGGACGGAAGCACAUCAGCCGUGUCCGGCACCACGGCACAAUAGGCGCUUCCUGUAUAUAUACCUGCGAUAUAAGCCCUGUUCAACUGUUCUAUUUAUUUACGUGAUCCUGGACCUGCCGAGCUGCGUCUGUUUGAAUCAUUGAAUAUCAAAACCUUUCUUGUUCUGUGACGUAGCCACAGUCUGAAUUUUUGGUGGCAAAAUAUACUGCAAUUUAAAUUUGAGACAUGGCUAGAACCGUUUUGGUUUGACAGCCAGCGCGACCUUCGCAGCAUUCAACAGACAGACUUCUCACCUGGUAGCCCAGUGAAAGGCUGAAAUGAAACCUUCUAACACCAGGCGAAGCACCAGCCUGCUGCGCGGCUCCUCAAGAGCCCGGCAGCGGUCGUCAACGCCAUCGUCCAGGCGCCUUUCGGACUUGACAGAAAGGCCCGCAUGGGAUGCUACCUCGUCUAACCUGGACAAGCUGAAGCUUAGCGCUGAGGAGCUGGAGCGGCGCAAGGCGUCUCGAGUGUCAAAGCACCGCCCGGUGCCCUCAGCCGCGGACACCAAACACGACUUCGUAGCGGCAUGGGCGAGGACGUCUUCCGCAAGCACCCUCCGUCCCGACCCAGAUGCGGAGCGGGACCAGGACACAGCUCGCACCCCUCAAGCCGAGCCAAUGGGAAGGCCGCUGCCCGCCAUUGACUACGGCAGCGUUGUCGAAUCGCUGCGGCGCUCGCCGGCCGCGGGCCGGGCCACCGCGUUGGCCAGUGGGCCGCGCCAGGAUGUAGACGAGAGCCGCCACAGUAAGGACGCGGCUGGAUCCCAGAGCAUGAACGGGGCUGCUGGCGGUGCAACGCGCACGCCGGCAGACACAGCGUCGCUCGACGUUACGCUAGCACCUGCAGCUACGCCCAGUGGCCAGGAUAGCCCGGCCACCAUCGGCUUCCCACAACGGCCGACCGCGUCUCAGCAUGCCUUUGGCGUUGGCGCGCACGACGUUGGCAGUGGGCUGCACCGCACAGGACACGUCGACAUCAUCCCCGCAGCCUUGCGGCCAAGGUUCCACGCGGCGGACACAACCACCAUCAUCUCUUGCAGCGAUCGGGAGGACGAGCAGGAGGACGAGGGAGCCGAGGAGCCCUCUCCGUCCGCUGACGCCUGUGACACCAUGACGGCGGCGUUUGAGGAGGCCCUCUUCGGCCAGCAGCUCGUGCCUACUGCAGCCGCCAAUGCCAAUGCUGUGCGAGGGGCCUGGCCGUCUGCGGCGCCAAUCAGCCAUGCUUCGGAUGACGUGGAGCGGCGGCUGCGGGCGCUGGAGGCCUGCAUCGCCAGCACCAGCAGCGACGUCAGUGUCGCCGAGGUGGCAGAGCUGCGCGGCGAGCUCCGGAAGGUGCAGCUGGACAACGCCAAGCUGCGACAGGAGCUGGCAACCUUUUCCACACACGCCAGCGCGCUGCUGACGCAGCUGCAGGCGCAAGUGCAGCAGCUGCUGCGCGGAUCCGGUGGCGGCGGCGGUGGCGCCACAGCAUCCACGUCCGCCUCCUUGGCGUCUCAGGCUCGACCGCAGGGCCUGGCCCAGCAAGCGCCCCCACUGGUGGCCGUUGCUUCUGUCAGCAGCAUAACCAGCCAGCCCGCAACUGCACCUCAGUACUCGCAGCAACAACUUCCAACCUUUGCGCGGCGCAACAUUUUUACGGACAUACCCGAUGUCCCCUCGCUCCGGCCGGCAAGCAUGGGCGGGGACGUCCUACGCGGCGGAGGGGGACCGGUCAUCGGGCUGGCGGCGGAUAGCGGCACCCGUAUCGCAGGGGCGGCAGUUGCCACAGCUGCGUCACCUCGCCCAGCUGCCAUGACGCCGGGCAGCUCGGGGCCGAGCGCAGCGCCAGCGCCGUACGCCCCGCGCCCAGUACCGUUGAACAAUGUGGAGGACGCGGAUGUUGCCCUACCCUCAUUUGCAAUGUUCAGGCGCUCCACCGGCGCGGCUGCAUUCACAGCAUCCCGGCCAACGCCAGCACCUUCGACAGCGUACGACGCCUCCGCUGCUCAGUCUCCGCUUGCCGGUGCCUAUGGUGCGGCUAUGCCGGUGGCAGCGGGAUUGGGCUCCGAUGCAGCAGCCUCCACCUCCAUUGCGCAGCGCAGCUUCCCCAGCGCCUUCCAGCCGCGGAACCUCAGCGGUACCGUUGCUCGGGCCGGCCCCAGCACGGCCCCCGGCGGUGCCAUGCUGACUGGCGAGCAGCGGGGCGGGGCUACCGCGGCAGGCAUGUUCGCCGCGGCAAUGGCGGCUGAGGCGGCAUCUGCGGCGUCCGGCGGGGCAUACGCCGCGGCGCUGGCCGCCAGCGCCGCUAGCGCAGCCGCCACCGGCUCCGGGCCGGCCGCUGUGGAGCUGGCGCGCUCGCACGCGGGGCUGCCGCAGCCGCUGGUGUUCAGCGUUGGGCAGGAAUUCCGGUCGGUACGAGCAAGCGGCCUGGCGGCGCACGACAGCAUGUCGCUCAGCGCGCAUGUGGCAGCGGCUGCAGCGGCACGGGGCAAGUCCUCGUUUGCGCGUUGAUCAUUUCCUCCGGUCCUGGCAGUGUUUAGCGAGAUCAUUUAAGGUGUGGAGCACGGUAGACGAGUGUGACAGCGAUACUGCACGACCAACGCAGCCAACGCCAGGGUUGCCGGAGAGGCUAAUUCAGACGCGGUGUUUGCAUGGUCGCGUGUUGGACAAACACAUCUUACGGUAGUGUGACAAGUGUCUGUCAUGGGAAUGCAGCAUUCACGAGGCGAGUCUGCUGCGACACAGCCCGCCAAGGGAAGGCGGUACUGAGGAGGGCUAUCAUUCUCGGAAGCACGGGGCCUGGUGUAACUGGAUUGCUGC